This is a messenger RNA of Trifolium pratense (red clover), 1891 nucleotides long. RefSeq names its product berberine bridge enzyme-like 21. Lineage: Eukaryota; Viridiplantae; Streptophyta; Magnoliopsida; Fabales; Fabaceae. The transcript has a single exon. Gene Ontology annotation, molecular function: FAD binding; oxidoreductase activity. The record is from RefSeq and is a predicted model, not a curated record. The coding region runs from base 199 to 1806 and encodes 535 amino acids.
CAUUCUCAUAUCAUAGGUGUCUUUUCAAAACCAAAUUUAUUUUGCGGCCGAAAUAUGAAAGAGUACAUUGUUAGACGCGUUUGUUGAAGUUUCAAAGCAAAUUUACAAACAAGUAAACCAACACGUCUCAUAUAGAUAAAGUAACACAUUAUAAAACCACACAAAUCUUCCACCAUUUUUCCUCACACUUUCAAAACCAUGGCUAAAUCAUAUUUUUCUAUACCUUUUUUUCUUCUAAGUGUUAUUUUCUCUUCAUCUUUUGCAGCACAAACACCAACACAAUCUUUGUACACAUCUUUCCUUCAAUGUCUCACACAAAACAACACAGAUUCAACAAUCUCAAACAUUGUUUUCUCCCAAACAAAUUCUUCAUUUUCUACUGUCCUUCAAGAUUACAUUAGAAACGCACGUUUCAACACAACCUCAACUUCAAAACCAUUAAUCAUAGUAACUCCAAAAAACCCUUCACAUGUUCAAUCAACUGUUAUUUGUGCCAAAAAUGUUAACAUUCAAAUCAAAAUUAGAAGUGGUGGACAUGAUUAUGAAGGAAUUUCUUAUGUUAAUAAAUCACCCUUUAUCAUUCUUGAUAUGUUCAAUCUAAGAACAAUCAAUGUUGAUAUUGAAAAUGAAGUUGCUUAUAUUCAAGCUGGUUCAACACUUGGUGAAGUUUAUUAUAGAAUUUAUGAAAAGAGUAAAGUUCAUGGCUUUCCAGCUGGUGUUUGUCCAACUGUUGGUGUUGGUGGUCACCUAAGUGGUGGAGGGUACGGUACAAUGUUGCGAAAAUAUGGUCUUUCUGUUGAUAAUGUUAUUGAUGCCGAAAUUGUUGAUGUUAAAGGUAGGCUUUUGAAUAGGAAAUCAAUGGGAGAAGAUCUUUUUUGGGCUAUACGAGGCGGUGGUGGUGCUAGUUUUGGUGUUGUUUUGUCUUAUACUAUUAAAUUAGUAGCGGUUCCUGAAACCGUUACUGUUUUUCGUAUUGAGAAAACUUUGGAUCAGAAUGCUACCGAUCUUGUUGUUCAAUGGCAACAAGUUGCGCCGACAACUGAUGAUAGGCUUUUUAUGAGACUACUUUUGCAGCCUAUAACUUCUAAAGUUGUCAAAGGAACAAAAACCGUUAGAGCUUCUGUUGUUGCUUUGUUCCUUGGCGGGGCUGAGGAAGUGGUAGGGAUUUUGGAGAAAGAAUUUCCACUUUUGGGAUUGAAGAAAGCAGAUUGUAUUGAAUUGAGUUGGAUUAAUUCCGUUCUUUGGUAUAAUGAUGCUGAUGCUUUUAACAAUGGCGCGAAACCGGAGAGUCUUUUAGAUAGGAAUCUUAAUUCGGCAAGUUUCGGUAAGAGAAAAUCCGAUUAUGUUCAGAAACCUAUUUCAAGAGAUGGUUUGGAAUUGAUAUGGAAGAAGAUGAUUCAAUUAGGAAAAGUUGGAUUUGUUUUUAAUCCUUAUGGUGGAAAAAUGAAUGAGAUUCCGGCCGAUGCAACGCCUUUUCCUCACCGUGCCGGGAAUUUGUUCAAAAUUCAAUUUUCAGUGAAUUGGGAUGAUCCAUCAGCUAAUGCAACAACAAAUUAUUUGAAUCAAGCUAAGACACUUUAUAGUUUCAUGACACCUUAUGUGUCAAACAAUCCAAGAAGUGCUUAUUUAAAUUACAGGGACCUUGAUAUUGGAAUUAAUAGUUUUGGUAAGAAUAGUUACCAAGAAGGUCAAGUUUAUGCUACUAAGUAUUUUAAUAAUAAUUUUGAUAGGUUGGUUAAGAUUAAGACUGUUGUUGAUCCUAAAAACUUUUUUAGGAAUGAACAAAGUAUUCCUGUUCAUCCUUAAAAAACAUAUUUAAGAAUCAACUAAUGUGUAAAGCAUAUUUUACUUAGAAUUAUGUUAUUUAUUUACUAUUUUGUUCCUAGAUAAA